Molecule: messenger RNA, 2967 nt
Organism: Anastrepha ludens (Mexican fruit fly)
Lineage: Eukaryota; Metazoa; Arthropoda; Insecta; Diptera; Tephritidae
Gene: gt
Product: protein giant
Exons: 2
Coding region: 316-1824 (502 amino acids)
Biological process (GO): regulation of transcription by RNA polymerase II
Cellular component (GO): nucleus
Molecular function (GO): RNA polymerase II cis-regulatory region sequence-specific DNA binding; DNA-binding transcription factor activity, RNA polymerase II-specific
Source: RefSeq, a predicted model, not a curated record
CGGCAUUCUAGGCAAACAAACAAAAUACCGAUAAUGCAUAAUUGUUUAAACAAGAGUACCCAUCACAAAACCAAAGGAUAGGCGUACUACGGUGCAAAGACAAUUAAAGAGAAGCUACGAACUCGAUGCGCAAGCAACUGAGCAUAUAAAGGCAUAAAUGGACUGAGUGUGCAGAGCAGUCAUAGUCUGACAGCAGUAGAGUAUAGUUGAAAAAUUUUAUAUACGAGAGUAAAAUAGAACAACACUAGUCUAAAAAUUAAUAAAUAAAUAAAAUUACAAUUUUAAAUGAUAGUAAAAAAAGAAAAAAAUAUAUAAAUGAUGAUACACGAAAAAGUUAUAGCUGAACAAUUUUCACUGGAUUUUAAUAAUGGCCAUAUACCAGAGCACAAAAACAUACUACAUCCGACGUCCUCGCAACAUGCCGCACACCUCUCACAUCGACCUUUCCACCCCCUCCAGCCCCAAGCGUACGGCGCGAGCCAUCUACUUCCUUAUCAUGCGCUACAACACCAAACGCAUGUUGCCCUCCCGUCAUCGUAUGUCAAGCAACUCGAUCUCUACUCUGCCCUCGCUUAUAAACAGCAUCAGCAACAACAAGCGCUGAUUGGUGGCUACUCACCAACCAAGCGCACGGGUCAACACCAAUCAACAAGCGAAGUUCUCGAUCUUUCACGCCGUGAUUCGGUCGAAACGGCACGCAAGACACCCUCACCACAGAACACGAACUCGAGCUUCGCCGACGAUUCAUGUGCAGGGUCACCAACACGUAGCCAGCAGAAACCGAUGAUUCCCUCUAAUUUGCUAUACAGUACUCAGCAGCAAUUCAAUCACCUUACGCCUCCGUUUGCUUCAUUCUAUCCAGCGCUUUACUCUUCAUUUGGCCAACCCGACAAAGAAGGCACAGUAACGACAUCACAAAUCCUGACACCGGUUACGCCAUCAAUCACCACUGCACCGUCAUUGCUUGCCGCGCAGACACCAAUCUCCAACAAUUGUCUUGCUGUUGCUUCUGCGGUUGCAGCGGCCGCAGCCGCUGUUGCUACACCCAGUAGUACUCUACAUAGCAUCAAAUCUGAAGAAGAGCACAUGACUGCAGUUUCACCAGUGUCCAGUCUUGAAGGACGCAGCAAAUCGCCUGUGACACAAAUAAAUUCUGCAUCUAGUAGCAGCAGUGCUGCCUUGAAUUCGCUUAAGUCAACGCGCCCCUUUAAAGCUUUUCCACGUGAUCCGCUCGUCAUAGCCGCCAACUUUGCCGCCAAUGAUGUGCUGUUGGACAAUCCACGCGUCGAACGCUACACUGAGUACCGCAAGCGCGUAUUGGAGCAAAUACGCAAUAGCAAUGGCGGUUCGCGCACAGUCACCAACCCCAAGAUGCGUCGCAUGAAUUCACGUCGCACCAGUAACACCAGCAGCAAUGCGCCUGAGUGUGGCAGCAGUGAGGGCGAGGAGCGUCAUGGUGGUGGCGUUGACGAGUCGAGCGAUUGUGACUCCUCCUAUGCUGGUGGCCAGGCAGAAAAAGUUAGCUCGUCAGCAAACGCUAUUAACGAAAGUAACAACAAUAAUCAGACAUGUGAAAAGAAAUGCGGCACCAACAACAACAAUAGCAGUUCAACCAGUGGGCAGAUCAAAGAUGCCAACUAUUAUGAGCGUCGCCGCAAGAAUAAUGCGGCCGCCAAGAAGUCACGCGAUCGGCGCCGUAUUAAGGAGGAUGAAAUCGCCAUACGCGCCGCCUACUUAGAACGCCAAAACAUUGAACUGCUCUGCCAAAUUGACGCGCUUAAAGCGCAGUUGGCUGCCUUCACAUCCAAGAUGGUAAACGUGUAAAUUUGUGAGGAGUAAUUGAAAAUAGGGGUAGAGACAAAGACAAGCACAAAUGGUGUUGUUGUUGUAGCAGUAUACUUAUCCCUGCCAGCUCAUCUAACGGUAGGCCCAGGAAACCUGCUGUUUUCAGAGGUUGGGUCCAGAGCCAAAGAGGUGUUAGAUGAGUGGUUUUGAUGGGGCAUAUUAAAAGGUGGUUAGUGUCGUGCGGAGCGCCUUCAUAUGCUGGGCAUAUGUUUAGUAUGUCGGGGUCAAUUGAGGAUAAGUAGGAAUUUAAACUGCUCCAGAGUCAAGAACGUAGCACAAAUGGCGUCAAAAGCGGCCGUGCACGAAAGCCAGUUACAGUUUUGUAAACUAGUAAUCUAAAGAAUUUGCACUAUUUUUAAAAGUCUGAAUAGUUUAAUUUGUAAAUAUUUAUUGUUAUAAUUUCGAGAUAUUCGAAUUUUAAAGCGAAGUAGAUGUUUAAAUACGGUUUAUAGUCAAAAAUGAAGAAAUGUAAAUAUGUAGUUGUACUCGUCCAAAAAAUUAGUCCUCAUCAAGCAUCAUUCUUGACUUUUCGUUCGGCACUCAAACAUUUUUUUAAUAAGUAUGUAUUUAAGUUAUUGCCAAUAUUUACAGAGCUCUUUUAGAAAAUAUAGUUCACAUAGUUGUCGUGUAAAGCGAACGAGGAAUGAAACCACUAAGUGUAUUUAAAAUUAGUUAGCAUAAUUGUAAAUGUGUUUUUUGUUAAGAAAUGGUGAAAAAAUCAAUUCAGUCGCAUUUUUUUGUUUACAAAGACUUCGAAUCACAUUCUUUGAAAUCAUGUAUUUGUGCUGGAUAAUUUUUGCUGGCUAAAAAUUUCUCCACCACAAAAUAAACGUCUCGAACUGUAACUUUGCUCUCUCAGUUUUUGAGUGAUGAAUGAUUGAAUGGCGAUAUUGAACGCCUACGUACAAACAUUCGGAAUAUUGUAAAAUAGCUCUAAGGAAUCCUUCAUACAUGUAUGUAUAUAUAAUAUAUAACUAAAAAAAACCAUCCAGUACAUAAAUAAGCAAAAAUUAGGAUGUUAGUUAAAUUAUCAAAUAUUGAAAUAUUUUUGAAUAUAAAACAAGUAGUUGGUAACAAAAGCAAAUACGUAAAACAAGAAAUAAAUUAACAAAAAUAACACUG